AUGGCAGCUGGGUUGAGACAACACAUUGACAAGGCUGGCAUGAUGGGAAUAAGCAAUGAACUGGGAACAAGGGUUCUGCUGGACGUGCUAAAGAGUCCCCAACAAGCAGUAGUGUGCGCUCAGGCAUUGAUGUGGCGCAAAUUCCUCAGGCGCUACGCUUUCGACCCACCACCGUUUUUCUCAGAUGUUUCCACGGCUACGGCAGUGGCGUUUAGCUCCACAGUGGACCUUAAUUCCAUAAGCAAAGAAGCCCUCGUCGAAAUUCUCGUCGAUGUUGCGCAGGCUGUUUCUGGAUCAACUGAAAAGCCGAAUGCAACAACCCCGCUUAUUGACCUAGGGCUUGAUUCCCUCGGUGCAGUGGAAUUCCGGAACUCGGUUGCAGAGAAAACUGGAGUGAAGCUUCCACAGAAUUUAAUGUUCGAGAAUCCCAGUGUCGAGGACAUUGCUGAGUACAUUCUGAACAGGGCCAAAUCACCCGACGGCGCAUCUGGUACCAGAGGAACGCUGGUGGACACCCUGCAAAUGACCAUCGACCAGUGGCUGAUGUCUGUGCUUGUCCCAGCGGAACGAUAUGCCUUGUAUGUGGACUCGUUAACUGCAUCGUAUGGAUCCCUCAGCGAGAUGGCUGCUGUAGAAGAUAUCGUGGGUGCACUAGAAAAACUGGAAGUUUCUGUUUCGGAGGACUUCGACCGGCUAAACGUAGCAUGGGAGGAGCUUCGAGACGCGUUUGCCAGCCGUGCUGAGGCAACAGCUGCAGUCAAGAGAAAACCUCGGUUGGCAGUCAGGGUGCCUCACCCAAAAGAAGACGUUGAGUCAUUGAUAAACCAACUGACGUUCGAUGUGAAGACUGUGGAACCGCCUACCUCGCCGGAUAACUACCGAAUCGCUCUACUGACUGGAGCCACAGGGUUUGUUGGACGGAUCCAGCUUUCUGUUCUCCUGGAAGCAACUAAAGAUAUGGAAGUUGUGUGCAUCGUCCGUGCUAAAGACGCGAAUCACGCUCUUGAUAGGAUUCGACAGGCGUGCAAAGAAGCCAAGUGCUGGAAGGAAGAGUAUUCUAGUCGAAUCCGCCCUCUACCUGGUGAUUUCACCCUCCCGAACAUGGGUCUUGAAGAAGAUCAGAUAGAAAAGCUCUCCAAAACAGUUGAUGUAGUUUACCACACUGGAGGGGAUGUGAAUCUACUCAGCAACUACGCGCGACUACGCUCUUCAAAUGUGCUCUGCAUCCAAGGAAUCGUCAACUUUUGCACAAGAAAUAGAUUGAAGCCGCUGCACUUUGCGUCUACUCUAGGGCAAUUCCCAGCUUUCUUUUGUGAAUUUACUGGGGCAUACAGGGACUACCGUAUCACUGAAGACAGCAGGCCUACGGUAGAGGAAAUGGAUGCCUUCUACCCCCCGUUGAGGAUGGGAUAUCCUUGGUCAAAGUGGGCAGCUGAGUUGGUCUUGUGCAGCGCCAGGGAUAAGGGUCUGCCUGUGUUCAUAUAUCGCUUGCCGAAUACCUACGUGGCCUACUCUACGGGCUACACGAACAGAACAGACUAUGCGACAGCACUCAUGGUGUCCACUAUUCAAGAGGGAAUUUUCCCUGUCGGAUGUGCCGCUGCUCCCCUCACCCCAGUCGAUAUUAUAUGCGAAAUGCUGGUCGGCGUGUCAUUUUUGGAAAAACCGAAGCACUUCAUCUAUCAUCUAUUUGACCCGCGUGCCAUAACAAGGGAGCACCUGGAGAUUUGGAGUCAAGAACUUGGGCUGGCGUAUAAAGGUGCCAGCGUUGACGAAUUCCUGGCUGCAGUCAAAGCCCGUGGACCCGAAUCUCCCGUUUUCAAGUUUGUGCCGCUGAUGCAAUUCAUGAGGAAAUAUUGGUUUGAUUCAGAGCAACGCACCGACGAUUUUCCUAUAGAAAACAAGAACAUUUUCGAGGAACUUCCGGAUGCCAAGUGGCCAGAUCAGAGAGAUGUUUUCAAAAAUUCCUUGCUCUACAGUGUGCAAUCAGGGUUCUUCCCGAAGAAUUCUAAGGCAAUUCGGGUGGAUCCUGAAGCGUGUUUGGAGGAUGCAAAGAGGAUGUCUGGCUUAGACUCACUUGGCGAAGACCACGACUACUUCAUGAAGCCCCUGCACAUCUUGAAGGACUCGCUUCUGCAGGAGUCCAACCCCUCGUUCUGUGGCAAGUUGGCCAUGUUCCGCACUGUUCGUCAGCAGCUGAUGAACCUGAUGUACAUGGAAAAAAUGAGGAUCCAGCACCCAGAAAUUGAGCAGCUGGAGAUAAAGAAGCCACUGAUAAUUGUUGGACUAAACAGGACAGGCACGACAUUCCUACAAAAUAUCAUGGCAACUGACAUAUCCAACCGCUCAGCUCGUUAUUGUGAAAUGAUUGCUCCUUAUGGCAACAAUGGUGACUACUGCCAAAAAGGUCUCAGCAACGACCCUGAGUCGUGGAAGCAUGACCCUAGGAUUAAAUUUGCACAAGAAGUGCUCGACAGCCAAUUAGCUCUCUCUGAAGAGUGGAUCAGUAUCCAUGCACAAAGCGCCGAGCUUCCAGAGGAGGACUUUGUUAUGCUGGAGCACUGCGGAAGAUGCUACUCAAUUUGUACCGAAUUCAACGUACCAUCGUACAGGAAGUGGUUGUAUGCCAAUGACUUCCAGGAAAUGAAGAAUGCCUACAGAUUCCACAAGCGUUUCCUCCAGCAUCUGCAGUACCAGCGAGUCGCAGAUCGCUGGCUUCUGAAGAUGCCAUUCCACCUCUUCACUCUUGACGCGUUGUUCGAGACAUACCCGGAUGCGAGGAUUAUCUUUAUGCAUCGGGACCCGAAGGACACCUUAGCCAGCUGGGCAAGCUUGGAAGAUAAAAAGACCCGCAAUAAACUAUCGAAACACCAAUACACUCUAGAAGACGUAUCAUUGACAAGGGCCAUGGUGGAGGAGGCCUUCGGACAAUACUAUAAGUCUGGGUUAUGCAAGUACCUGAAGAAAUAA
Molecule: messenger RNA, 2970 nt
Organism: Eimeria mitis
Lineage: Eukaryota; Apicomplexa; Conoidasida; Eucoccidiorida; Eimeriidae
Product: Type I fatty acid synthase, related
Exons: 7
Coding region: 1-2970 (989 amino acids)
Molecular function (GO): phosphopantetheine binding
Source: RefSeq, a predicted model, not a curated record